This is a messenger RNA of Nycticebus coucang (slow loris), 686 nucleotides long. Its product is annotated as small nuclear ribonucleoprotein Sm D2-like. The transcript has a single exon. Lineage: Eukaryota; Metazoa; Chordata; Mammalia; Primates; Lorisidae. Gene Ontology annotation, molecular function: RNA binding. Gene Ontology annotation, biological process: RNA splicing; spliceosomal snRNP assembly. Bases 227 to 583 code for a protein of 118 amino acids. Gene Ontology annotation, cellular component: U5 snRNP; U1 snRNP; U2 snRNP. The record is from RefSeq and is a predicted model, not a curated record.
UAUUCCAGAGGUGGCGGGUUCAAACCCAGCCCUGGCCAAAAACUGCAAAAAAAAAAAAUAAAAAGGAUUCUUAAAAGGGUCUCGGGGCUCAUAUCACAGUAGUUGCAGCACCAGCCACAUACACUGAAGUUGGUGGGUUCAAACCCGGCCUGGGCCAGUUAAACAACAGCCCAGAGAGACAGAAGCAACGCAGAGAAGGAAGUGACUUGAGAGCACAGCCACCACCAUGAGCCUCCUCAACAAGCCCAAGAGCAAGAUGACCCUAGAGGAGCUACAGAAGCGGGAGGAAGAAGAAUUUAACACUGGUCCACUCUCUAUGCUCACACAAUUAGUCAAGAACAACACUCAAGUGCUUAUUAAUUGCCGCAAUAACAAGAAACUCCUGGGCCGGGUGAAGGCCUUUGAUAGGCACUGCAACAUGGUGCUGGAGAAUGUGAAGGAGAUGUGGACUGAGGUCCCCAAAAGUGGCAAGGGUAAGAAGAAGUCUAAGCCAGUCAACAAAGAUCACUAUAUCUCCAAGAUGUUCCUGUGUGGGGACUCGGUCAUUGUGGUCCUGCGGAACCCACUUAUUGCUGGCAAAUAGGGCCCUCUUCCCCGCAGACAGCUUGCUCCCCCGUCCUGUGAAGGCCUGCUCUUUGUGAUGGGAAUAAUAAAGCCCUGUGGGGUUUUUUUCUAAAAAAAAAAAA